AUGUCCUCUGCAAAGAUAGUUUUUCAGUGCUGCAUGUCUGCCAAACUCUUAGUUGAAGAGGGUGGUUCAGAGACAACCAUUAACAAAGGUCUCAUAGCUUAUGUCGCUUUUUUAAAAGAUUGUUCUGAUGAAGUUUUGCAUAAAAUCGCCGAGACAAUUUGUACAGUUCGCCUGAUAUCUGACAGUAACGACAAACUCCGAUCUGUGAUUGAUAGCCCUUGUGACUUGCUGAUUGUUCCCCAGUUCUGUCUGUCUGGGAAACUAAAAGGUAAAUGUUUUCAGUAUCACACUGCUGUCCCAAAGGUGGCUGCUGAGUCACUUUAUUCCCGAUUAGUUAAAUCCUGUGAUACAUUUUUAAGAAGUAGUGCUACAUGGUUAUCCAAGUCAUGCAAACUUUCUUAUGGAACAUUCGGAAUUCGCCAGAUCUUAAAUAUAGAGACUAAUGGUCCUUUCACUCAUGUUGUUGAGCUACUUGGUAAGAAAGUACGCAUUAAGUGUAACCCAACCGACAAAGUUGGUGAUCUUAAAAAACUGAUUGCUGCUCAAACUGGAACUAACUGGGAACGGAUUGUACUUAAAAAAUGGUACACUAUUUUUAAAGAUCAUAUAACACUACAGGACUACGAAAUCAAUGAUGGAAUGAACUUAGAACUGUACUACCAAUGACUUGUGCUCAGAAUUUGUUCAUUUUUGUAAAUUUUAAAUACAAAUUUUUCACUAUUUAUCAGUUUGUUUCGAAUAUAUAUGAUUUUUUGCGUCGUAAGAUUUCUUUCGAAAGAUAACCUUGCUAUUCCUAAGGUAGAGGAACAUCUAGCUAUCUUUGUUGCUGAUGUUAGUAUACCGGGUUUUACAACUAUUGAGUACGCUUUCAGUGAGUUACUUAAUAAUGUAGUAGUAAGGCGCUUUACAAGAUAAAGAUAAGUAAUGUCGCAAGAUAUUCGACUAACAAUAGCCUAAGUGAUCUGAUCAAUUAUGAGAUAGAAAGAAAGAGAAACAGGUUCAAGACUCACGUAUGUUUGAACGUAAAAUCCGUAGUCGAUCUGGUUCUAACCAAUUUCAAUACUCACGAAAAGCUAGUACUGCUUGAAAUGACAGUAGUAUAGGUGAUUAGAAUACAAUGUUGUGACAUUAGAUUGUGCUAAUUUCGGCACAGGAUUGUUUCAGUGAAUUUGUUUUGCGUGGCUGACGGUAUAUUGACUUCGCUUUCAAUGUUCAGGGGGAUUAUGGCGUAACUAAGAAGUUAUCACUUACAAAACAGCUUGUUUUCGCAGUUUAAUUUCCGUCGGAACUCAAAUUGUUUAUUUUAGGUCCUCAUUUAGAAGGGUCUCAGUGGACUUUUAUUACGAACCUUGAGAUUUCAUGUAAAUAGUUUGGUGUGUUUUAGAUCAUUAGUUACAUAAUGAUUUUCAUCACUAAUCUUAUCAAAUAAAUAAUUUAAUAUAGUUAUUAUAAAAAAGUAGCUAGGUAUUCGUUGCACUUAUGAAGUUCGAUAUUGGAGUAGUUUGCGUUUCUUAAUUAUCCUGAAAUGAGAACAGAUUCCAACCUUUUUCCGAUCCUCUCAUUUAUAAAUCUAUGUUACUCUCUAUGUUAACAUUCUUCAACUUAUAUUUGUCAAAUCAACCAUAUGAAGGACGAAAUUCGGUUGUAGUGAAUCUCUUUCAACAUUACUAUAGUCUUGUAUGUGACUAGUGGUUUUGGUUUCCGCAAAUUAAAAGUUCUAAGAUAACUAAAGACUAUUUAACCUGAUCUUUGUAGUUUCCAAUACUUCUGUCAGGUUCUAGAACCCACUCACAUUUUGCUUUAGUUAGCUUCAAUAAGUUUACGGCAAUAAUAGAAAGUUAUUGUGAACUAUGACCAUCUAUUUUAGAAGUCCAUGUUUUUAGGGUUCCCUGUUUUUCUUUUCCUAAGUUUAUUAACAUCCAGUGGUCCAUUUACUCAAUAUUUGAGUGUCCAAAAUAUUACUAAGUAGGUAGAAUAGAAAGAUGUAUCCAUACCAUUAUUUUAGCGUUAUCACUCAAAUAUUCUGAAUGUUAUGUCGUUAAAGUAGAAAGACACUUAAGAUAACGAACAAGUCGGUUUGGUUUAUUGGAAAUUUAUUGAAUAUUUCUAAAUUGAGACUGAUAUUUACGAAAAAUGUCAACUGGUCUACUUAAGGUGUUUUUAAUUAUUUGAAGACAUACUGGCACCUACAGGCAUCAAAAUAAAUAUAUUCCAC
Schistosoma haematobium is the source of this 2215-nucleotide messenger RNA. It is a transcript of the gene UBL5, whose product is annotated as Ubiquitin-like 5. Gene Ontology annotation, cellular component: cytoplasm; nucleus. Bases 1 to 666 code for a protein of 221 amino acids. The transcript is spliced from 2 exons. Gene Ontology annotation, molecular function: D-aminoacyl-tRNA deacylase activity; protein tag activity. NCBI's taxonomy places the organism in Eukaryota, Metazoa, Platyhelminthes, Trematoda, Strigeidida, Schistosomatidae. The record is from RefSeq and is a predicted model, not a curated record. Gene Ontology annotation, biological process: protein modification process; mRNA splicing, via spliceosome.